CAAAAAAAUGGCCGACGAAACGUUUGACGGUGCCAUUGGUAUUGAUCUCGGUACUACAUACUCCUGCGUUGGUGUAUGGCAAAACGACCGUGUCGAAAUCAUUGCCAAUGACCAGGGUAACCGCACCACACCGUCAUACGUCGCCUUCUCGCAGGACGAGCGUUUGAUCGGCGAUGCUGCCAAAAACCAGGCUGCCAUGAACCCCAAGAACACCGUCUUCGACGCUAAGCGUCUGAUCGGUCGCCGAUUCGACGAUCCUGAUGUCAAGAAGGACAUGACCCACUGGCCCUUCGAGGUCGUUGAAAAGGACGGCUCUCCUCUCAUCAAGGUUGACUACCUCGGUGAGGAGAAGCAGUUCAGCCCCCAGGAAAUCUCCGCCAUGGUCCUCACCAAGAUGAGGGAGGUCGCUGAGGCCAAGCUCGGCAAGGAGGUCAAGAAGGCCGUCGUCACUGUCCCCGCCUACUUCAACGACUCUCAACGUUUGGCUACCAAGGAUGCUGGUGCCAUCGCUGGUCUCGAGGUCCUCCGUAUCAUCAACGAACCCACCGCGGCCGCCAUCGCCUACGGUCUCGACCGUCAAUCCAAGGCCGAGAAGAACGUCCUCAUCUUCGAUCUCGGUGGAGGAACUUUUGAUGUUUCCCUCUUGAACAUCAGCGGUGGUGUCUUCGCCGUCAAGGCCACCUCCGGUGACACUCAUCUUGGUGGUGAGGACUUCGACAACAACCUCUUGGAGUUCUUCAAGAACGAGUUCAAGAAGAAGACCAAGCUCGACAUCUCUGAGGAUGCUCGUGCCCUCCGUCGCUUGAGGUCUGCUUGCGAGCGUGCCAAGCGCACCCUCUCCAGCGUCACCCAGACCACCGUCGAGGUCGAUUCCCUCUUCCAGGGUGAGGACUUCUCCGCCAACCUCACUCGUGCCCGUUUCGAGGAGAUCAACGCCUCCCUCUUCAAGUCCACCAUCGACCCCGUCGAGAAGGUCCUCAAGGACUCCAAGAUCCCCCGUGAGAAGGUCGAUGACAUUGUCCUCGUUGGUGGCUCCACCCGUAUCCCCAAGAUCCAGUCCCUCGUCUCUGAGUAUUUCGGUGGCCGUCAAUUGAACAAGUCCAUCAACCCCGAUGAGGCUGUUGCCUACGGUGCCGCCGUCCAGGCUGCUAUCCUUACUGGCCAGACCUCUGACCAGACCAAGGACCUCCUCCUCCUCGACGUUGCUCCUCUCUCCCUCGGUGUUGCCAUGCAGGGUGAUGUCUUCGGUGUCGUCGUUCCCCGCAACACUCCUAUCCCCACCAACAAGUCUCGUGUCUUCACCACUGUCGAGGACAACCAGACCACCGUCACCUUCCCCGUCUACGAGGGUGAGCGCACCCAGUGCCGCGACAACCGUCUGCUCGGUGAAUUCGAGCUCACUGGCAUUCCCCCCAUGCCCCGUGGCCAGGCCGAGCUCGUCACCACCUUCGAGGUCGACGCCAACGGUUUGCUCAAGGUCUCUGCUCAGGAUCGUGCCUCUGGCCGCAAGGCUUCUAUCACCAUCACCAACUCCGUUGGUCGUCUCUCGUCCGCUGAGAUUGAGCAGAUGAUCAAGGAUGCCGAGCAAUUCAAGAACGCCGACAAGGAGUUCUCUGCUCGACAUGAAGCCAAGUCUGACCUCGAGGCCUACAUCCACCAGGUCGAGAGCACCAUCACCUCGCCCGAGAUUGGCAUGAAGCUCAAGCGAGGAGCCAAGGGCCAGGUUGAGGCUGAGCUCGCUCGUGCUCUUGAGAAGCUCGAGAUCGAGGAUUCGACCGCUGAUGAGCUCAGGAAAGCUCAGCUCGGCAUCAAGCGUGCCCUCCAAAAAGCUACUGCUGGCAUCCGAUAAAUGUAUUACUAGCACACGCCUGUUCCCUCCCUCUUGAUGAUGACUGGUAAUUGGCAUUACUCCUAGAUUCUAUCCGCAUUCUCGUCUCGCAGUUUUCUCAAUUGUAACAUCUAAUCCCUCCCUCGGCAUGAAUCACGACUAGUCAUCUCGCUCGCUUCCAUGUGUUGUUGUAUCGGUUGUUUCGCUGUUUCUCUUUUUUAUUUUCUUCUCUCCCUUUUUUCUUGUGAU
Molecule: messenger RNA, 2077 nt
Organism: Coprinopsis cinerea okayama7#130
Lineage: Eukaryota; Fungi; Basidiomycota; Agaricomycetes; Agaricales; Psathyrellaceae
Product: heat shock protein
Exons: 8
Coding region: 8-1849 (613 amino acids)
Biological process (GO): vesicle-mediated transport; cellular response to unfolded protein; protein refolding
Cellular component (GO): nucleus; plasma membrane; cytosol
Molecular function (GO): ATP hydrolysis activity; ATP binding; heat shock protein binding
Source: RefSeq, a predicted model, not a curated record